Symbiodinium pilosum is the source of this 3387-nucleotide messenger RNA. NCBI's taxonomy places the organism in Eukaryota, Dinophyceae, Suessiales, Symbiodiniaceae. The record is from the annotation of a GenBank genome assembly.
AUGGCCCAGGACUUCGACCUUCUGAGGUCGCAGCUCCUGGAUGUGAUCAAGGCGAACCGCGCCAAAUGUGUGCCGAGCGAUGAACACCCGUCUGCCGUGACAGGUGAAGCCGCUCAAGAGCACUGCCUGGAGGAGGGGCCCGCCGCUUUGCCUCCCAUGGCCAUCUCCCUCCUGGAGCGCGUCCAGGAGUACCAGGCGAACCCGGACGAGGAGCGGUUUUCCAAGAUGGUGACGUUGGCUGAGCAGAUGGAUGCAAAGUCUUUGUUGGUGUCGGCCAGAGUUCUCAUGGAGAUCCUGGUCCAAGCCAACCUGGCCGAGUCUCAUCAGCGGCUGAGGUCCUUCAAAAGAGCUUUGAAGAGCUUUGUGACCAUGGACUUCACGGACCGCUUUUCGCUUCGGGUGCAUGUAUGCCAGCAAAAGGACGUUAGCCAUCAAAAGUCGCGAGUGUGCUGGUUUGAUAGUGGUCCCAAGCCACUAAAGUGCCAGGAUCCAGGCGACACGGCCAUCAAGACUUUCCGUGGGUGCUUCAACAAGAUGACUGCAGCUCGCUUGUUCAAAGGGUGGCCCGAGAGGAGGAUGCUGAGUUGGCAGAUGAUAGCUGCGGAAGCCAAGGAAAAGGGCAUCACUUACACACAGAUCCGGGCUUUGGUCAACCACAAGAUCGAGCUCGUCCUCACUGCGCAUCCCACCCAGGCCCAGCGCCGCAGCAACCUUAAGAAGCAUGAGAGCAUUUCGGAGCUGCUGAAGGUUAACGAUACCAGAGAUUCCCUGACCCCGGGCGAGCAAGAGGAGCUGCGCGCCAAGAUCCAGGCUCUUCAAUGGAGCUGCUGGCGCACCAAUGCCGUCCGGCGCAACCGGCCCACUGCAGAAGGUGAGGCACGCAAUGGGAUGCUGGUCCUUGAGGAUGCAGUGUGGAAGGCAGUCCCGGAGCAUUGCCGUCGAAUUGAUCGCUGCCUGAAACACCGUGGAAUGCCUCCUCUCCCCUACGAUGCAUCGGUCAUCAAGAUGAGCACUUGGAUGGGUGGUGACCGGGAUGGCAAUCCAAAUGUCACAGCUGCCACAACACGUGAAGUCAGUGCCCUCCUACGAUGGCGAGUGGCCGAACUUUACUAUGCGGAGGUAGAUGCCUUGCUUUUCGACCUGUCCAUGACCGGCGAUACCAGUGAGGAACUCCAGCAAGAGCUGCAGAAUUUGGCUGGCAUGUGGCCCACUCCCAGCUUCAAUGGUGACAAGGUUUGCCGCCCAGACACCCGGUGUGGCGUUCACCUGAACUUCCACAAUGGUGUGGCUGCCGAUGAGCCGUACCGCCGGCUCCUGAUGAGUGUGCGCCGUCGCCUUUUCCGCACGAAGAAAUGUAUGGAGAGCCUGUAUCUUGGAAAGCCUGUGGACAAGGACUUUGAGCCGGAGGUCUACAAGAGCAUGGAGGAGCUCGCACGGCCACUGGAGAUCGUCUACCGGUCUCUCGUGUCCACAGGCGACGAGGUGCUGGCCAACGGCCGACUGCUGGAUCUAAUUCGCCGUGUCCGCACCUUCGGGAUCAGCCUCGCAUGUCUGGACAUUCGCCAAGAGUCUGACAGGCACGAGGAAGUCAUGGACGCGAUCACGCAAUACUUGGGACUGGGAUCCUACUCCGCGUGGGCGGAGCAGCAGAAGUGCGAUUGGCUCCUCCAGGAGAUUGAGUCCAAACGACCCCUCCUGUCGCCGGGCAUGCCCAUGUCUGACAUAGUCCGGGAGGUCAUCAACACGUUCUGUACCAUAGCCGAGCUUCCUCCAGAGGCCGUGGGUGCCUACUGCAUUUCGAUGUCUCGUGCCACCUCAGAUAUCUUGGCGGUCUGCCUGCUGCAAAAGGUUGGAGGCGUCCAGCAGUUCAUGCGGAUCAGCCCUUUGUUCGAGACUCGGGAGGACUUGCAAGCUGCGCCUCGAGUCGUGGACUCGCUGCUGAGCAUUCCCUGGUACAAGAACCACGUCAAAGGAAAGCAGGAGGUCAUGCUGGGCUACUCUGAUUCUGUCAAGGACGCUGGGAAGUUUGCGUCCACAUGGGCUUUGCAUGUGGCUAUGGAGAAGCUUGUGGAAGUGGGGACCAAGCACGGCGUGGAGAUCACCUUCUUCCAUGGCCGGGGUGGCACGAUCAGCCGGGGGGGCGGGCCUCCACACCUCACGUUGCUGAACCAGCCCGCCGGGUCCAUCACCCGGCAUUUGCGGCUGACUGUGCAGGGGGAGAUGAUUCAACAGCAUUUCAUGAAUCCGGAGGUAGCGGAGCACACCCUGGAGAGAUAUGCGGUGGCAGUCCUGGAGCAUAUGCUGACUCCUCCACCGUUGCCCUGCCCGGAUUACCGGGCUGCCAUGGAGGAGCUGGCAGACCUCUCGGCCCAGGACUAUCAGACCACUGUUUUUCGGUCACCAGAUGACCAAUUCGUGAAGUACUUCCAUACUGCGACCCCUUCCGCUGAGCUGGCUCAGAUGAACAUCGGUUCGCGUCCAGCCAAGCGCCGCAAUUACGGGGGCAUUGAUACCCUGCGGGCCAUCCCAUGGAUUUUCGCAUGGACACAGACGCGGCUGCUUCUGCCGGUUUGGUUGGGCAACGGCCACGCCUUGGACAAGUUCAUAGCUGACGGCAAGCUAGAGUUGCUUCAGAGGAUGUAUGCAAGCUGGCCUUUCUUCAAAUCAAUGCUAGACCUCAUUGACAUUGAGCUCGGGAAAGCUGAUGAGCACAUAGCAGCUCACUACGACUCCAAAAUCUGCGAUGACGCGCUGAAGCCACUGGGUAAGGAUCUCCGCAAACGACUGCAACAGGCGACCAGCUCUGUCCUGCAGGUCAAGAAGGAACAAGAGAUCCUGUCCGCAGAGCCAAGCACGAAGUUGGCCAUCGGGAUGCGGAGGCCAUACUUGGAUGCCACCCACGUGAUUCAGGCAGAGGUGCUACAGCGUCUGCGAAAGGCAGGAGAGCACAUCAGCGAGGAGCUGGCCGAUGCGAUGAUUGUGAGCAUCCAGGGUUUGUGCUUUGGGCUGGAGGUCACUGCACGAUCCUGCACUGCCCAGCUUGCCAUGGGAUCCUCGGUGCUUGCGGUGGCGAUGGAUGCCCCGCUCGCCGUAGAACCAUCAACGCUGGUGAUUGAGAUGGGCCGCGGUGUCCUCGGUGACUUCAAGGCGGAUGCUGAUGAGACAAGCACUGUGGACUCCAGUGGCAGUGAUGUCGAAGACAAGGAGGAGAUCAACGUUCAGUCUUGGAGCAUGGUGGGCCGCAAGAUCUUCGACCGCCUCGCUGAAUACGACAGUGAUGAUGACUUUGAUGUCAUGCAGAACCCGCCCAUCAACACGCACGCUUGGAGUUCAGUGGGCGCCAAGAUCUUCAAGACCCUUGCAGAUUUCGACGAAGAUGAGGACUGA